CAAAGUUCUUCGAAAUAUUAUUAUUCUGCCGUCAGAGGACAAAUGCCAAAUCCGUCAUUAUAAGUUAGGAUUUAAGAAAAUUACACUUUAUUAUUUUAAGGAAAGAGGAGAUCUCUUUUUGGUAGAUCCCCCUACAAGAUGUCCGAUGAAGAUGAAGUCCCAGUGGUGAAGAAGGCCAGGAUCUUCUAUGGAAGCCUGGAGGAGAAAGAGAGGGAGCGCUUGGGCCGUGAGGGUACCUCAGCAGGGAAAGAUGCAGUCAAGGCUGGAAUAGAGGCUGGCAACAUCAACAUCUCCAGUGGUGAAUCUCUGGAAAUUGAGGAUCGUGUGAGUGACCGACAGGCUGAGGUACUAGCGGAGUUUGAGAGGCGAAAAAGAGCCAGACAGAUCACUGUUUCAACUGAUGACACGGAGGUCAAAGCCUGCCUGCGUGCUCUUGGCGAGCCAAUCACACUGUUUGGGGAGGGGCCUGCCGAGAGGAGAGAGAGGUUGAGGAAUAUUCUGUCUGUAGUUGGCCCUGAUGCGCUGAAGAAAUCUAAGAAGGAGGAAGAGAAAGCGAAACACUCCCAGGAAGAGUAUCAACAGACGUGGUACCAUGAAGGACCAACAACUCUGAAGGAAGCCCGUCUUUGGCUGGCCAGAUAUUCACUGCCCAGAGCAGUGAAAAGAUUAGAUGCUGCACGGGCCCAAAAAGAAAUUCCGGAAUCCACGCGCACAGUCCGACAGCAAGAACUUCACAAGGCAUUAAGGAACCUGAACAAUUUCUGCAGUCAGAUCGGAGACGACCGGCCGAUCUCAUACUGCCAGUUCAGCCCCAACUCCAAACUACUGGUUACUGCUUCUUGGAGUGGUUUGUGCAAACUUUGGAAAGUUCCAGACUGUAGUCUUAUCCGCACACUAAGGGGUCACAACACCAACGUGGGAGCCAUUAGCUUCCAUCCUCAGGCAACACUCACACUUGAGGAGUCUGAUGUGAACAUGGUCUCCUGUGCGGCUGAUGGAUCUGUCAAGCUUUGGAGUCUUGACAGUGAUGAGCCUGUGGCGGAUAUUGAGGGCCACACAAUGAGAGUAGCGCGCGUCGCUUGGCACCCAUCUGGAAGAUUUCUGGGCACAACCUGUUACGAUCACUCAUGGCGUCUGUGGGACCUAGAGGCCCAGGAAGAAGUCCUGCAUCAGGAAGGUCACAGUAAGGGGGUCCAUGAUCUACACUUCCACCCCGACGGCUCUCUGGCAGGAACUGGUGGUCUUGAUGCAUUUGGCCGAGUUUGGGACCUGAGAACCGGCCGCUGUGUAAUGUUCUUGGAGGGCCACCUCAAAGAAAUCUACAGCGUCGACUUCUCUCCCAAUGGGUUCCACAUGGCCACAGGAAGUGGUGAUAACACAUGUAAAGUGUGGGACCUGCGUCAGAGGAAGUGCAUCUACACCAUCCCAUCUCACCAGAACCUGCUGUCUACAGUCAAGUUCCAGCCCACAGAUGGUCAUUUCUUGCUGACUGGGUCUUAUGACCACAUGGCCAAAGUGUGGAGUCAUCCUGGGUGGUCACCCCUGAAGACCCUGGCUGGGCACGAGGGUAAAGUGAUGGGACUGGACGUGUCUCCCGACGGACAGCUCAUCGCGACCUGCUCCUACGACCGCACCUUCAAACUCUGGAUGUCAGAGUGAGGAAGGCUGUCUUGAGUGUGUGUGUGUGUGUGAGAGAUUUGCAUGUAGGGGAGAGUCUGAUUUGUGCUUACUUGUCUGUUGAGAGUGUGUGUAAGUCAUGUCUCACCUCAUGGCCGGCCUGUGAAAAGGACACUGUCAGGGUGUCUCUGUAAUUCUCUCAGUGACUAUAAUCAAAAUCCAUGGUUUUUCUGACCUUACGCUACCCACAGCGCUCGGAGUGUAGUAUCUGUCAGUUUUUGUCUCAUUCCAUCAUCUACAUAUUCUUAACAGUUCAGUUGAUUUUGAACUCAGAAUAGAAUUGCCCUAGCUGGGAGAGUGAACAUGCAGAAUGUGCAAACAGUCAUUUGUUUGUCAGAGAACUGGUGCUCUAGGCAGUCCACUGAAGUGAUUACAAACAUAAUAACAUCAUUAGGGUGCAUACACUUCCAUUCAUUACUUGUGGUCACAGUGUUACCACUUUUCAGUGUCCCUUUCCCUGAUUUCAGCCACAACAAAUUCCACAGUGAGAGUUUUUACAUUAGUGUAUGGUUUUGCUGUUUUGUUUUUAAAUUGUGAUUAGUUAUAGCCAAAACCAGUGUUUUUCCAAUGUCGUCUUUGAUGUUUUGGUUUUGUAUUAAAAA
Chanos chanos (milkfish) is the source of this 2279-nucleotide messenger RNA. It is a transcript of the gene prpf4, whose product is annotated as pre-mRNA splicing tri-snRNP complex factor PRPF4. Gene Ontology annotation, cellular component: U4/U6 x U5 tri-snRNP complex. The record is from RefSeq and is a predicted model, not a curated record. The transcript is spliced from 14 exons. Gene Ontology annotation, molecular function: protein binding; U4 snRNA binding; U6 snRNA binding. Gene Ontology annotation, biological process: mRNA splicing, via spliceosome. Lineage: Eukaryota; Metazoa; Chordata; Actinopteri; Gonorynchiformes; Chanidae. The coding region runs from base 139 to 1659 and encodes 506 amino acids.